This is a messenger RNA of Nycticebus coucang (slow loris), 1810 nucleotides long. It is a transcript of the gene HEPACAM, whose product is annotated as hepatic and glial cell adhesion molecule. The record is from RefSeq and is a predicted model, not a curated record. The transcript is spliced from 7 exons. Lineage: Eukaryota; Metazoa; Chordata; Mammalia; Primates; Lorisidae. Bases 364 to 1764 code for a protein of 466 amino acids.
GUGUGUGUCCAGCCCAGCUCCCUCACUGAGCCAGAUCCUCAUCUCCCCUGGUAGUGGGGCUCAGCCUAAACCUGGGACACAUUGUUGGGCCACCAGCGCUCCCACGUUAGAACCUGCAUUGGAGAUUAUCUCCUAAGCAGAUACCCCCUUCCAAACUGGGGAUGAAGGGCUUGGAAACUAGAAAAUGCCAGGUCUGAGAGGGAGAAAAGCACAAGGGCAGCAAUACACAGAGCUCUGUGUAUUCAGAGGGAAGUUGGCAGGGCUGUGUUCGGGCAGAGAAACUCCGAGUGGUACAAAGGGACGUGCCCAGAGUGGAGAAAUCAUGCUAAUUUUCUGCACCAGAGCUGGAGAACGCCACCCAAAAUGAAGAGAGAAAGGGGAGCCCUGUCCAGAGCUUCCAGAGCCCUACGCCUCGCUCCUUUUCUCUACCUUCUCCUGAUCCAGACAGAACCUCUGGAGGGCGUGAACAUCACCAGCCCAGUGCACCUGAUUCAUGGCACUGUGGGGAAGUCAGCCUUGUUCUCUGUGCAGUACAGCAGCACCAGCAGCGAUAAGCCAGUAGUGAAGUGGCAGCUGAAGCGGGACAAGCCGGUGACCGUGGUGCAGUCCAUCGGCACAGAGGUCAUUGGCACCCUGAGGCCUGAUUAUCGAGAUCGUAUUCAGCUCUUUGAAAAUGGCUCUCUGCUUCUCAGUGACCUGCAGCUGGCCGAUGAGGGCACCUAUGAGGUCGAGAUCUCCAUCACUGCUGACACUUUCACGGGGGAGAAGACCAUCAAUCUCACUGUAGAUGUGCCCAUUUCGAGGCCACAGGUGCUGGUGGCUUCGACCACUGUGCUGGAGCUCAGCGAGGCCUUCACCCUGAACUGCUCACAUGAGGACGGCACCAAGCCCAGCUAUACCUGGCUGAAGGAUGGCAAGCCCCUCCUCAAUGACUCUCGAAUGCUCCUGUCCUCCAAUCAAAAGGUGCUCACCAUCACCCGUGUGCUCAUGGAGGAUGACGACCUAUACAGCUGUGUGGUGGAGAAUCCCAUCAGCCAGGGCCGCAGCCUGCCCAUCAAGAUCACCGUGUACAGAAGAAGCUCUCUUUAUAUCAUCUUGUCUACGGGAGGCAUCUUCCUCCUUGUGACCUUGGUGACAGUCUGUGCUUGCUGGAAACCCUCCAAAAAGUCUAGGAAGCAGAGGAAGCUGGAGAAGCAAAGCUCCCUGGAAUACAUGGAUCAGAAUGAUGACCGUCUGAAGGCAGAAGGUGAGCUCCCAGCCACCCACUCACCCAUGCCAUCGCCACUCAGAUCAGUGGGAUGCUGGGAAAAGGCAGAAAUGGGCAACAAGGAGACCAGCUCUGCAGACCCCCUUCCUCCACCAACUGCUCGAAGACUGCAGAGCAGGGAAAGGUGCCGCCCAGCAGACACCCUCCCGAGAAGUGGGGAACAGGAGCGGAAGAACCCCAUGGCACUCUACAUCUUAAAGGACAAGGACUCGCCGGAGCCGGAGGAGAACCCCGUCCCGGAGCCUCGGAGCGCGACAGAGACGGGCCCGCCCGGCUACUCCGUGUCGCCCCGAGUGCCCGGCCGCUCGCCGGGGCUGCCCGUCCGCUCUGCCCGCCGCUACCCGCGCUCCCCAGCGCGCUCCCCCGCCACCGGCCGGACGCACACGUCGCCGCCCAGGGCCCCGAGCUCGCCCGGCCGCUCGCGCACGCUGCGGACUGCGGGGGUGCACAUGAUCCGCGAGCAGGAGGAGGCCGGCCCGGUGGAGAUCAGCGCCUGAGCCGCCCCGGGACCCCCGGGAGCUGGCGCGGCGCGAGCGAGCGGGG